UGUUGCCGCUUAUCACACGAACCUAAAUGUCAACAAACUUUGCUAGACCGGCUUGACCAGCUGUACCUGAUUUAGUAUCAAUCUGGUGAUGGUCGGUCCCAAUACGUUUCCCGUUUAAAUAUAUUGCAGUUGGUCAUGUUGUAGUACUGUGUUUGUCGAAAAUUUCUUUUCAACAUACCAUCAGGUGGUAUCUUCGCUAGAUCAGGGUGAGUCAUCGCCUUGUUCUACAUCUUCAUAUAUACUUUCGCUAUACAAACGACAGUCAUCGAUAAAGGCUUGCAAAAGCACCAGGAUGUUGGAAGAAGGCCCUUGGUUGGUGCGACCUACUGACAUCGUAGUUAUCCAUCCUGGAUCUCGCAACCUGCGCAUCGGACUCGCCAGUGAUGCCACCCCGAGAACCCUUCCCCAUUGCGUUGCUAGAAAACGACGGCGACAGACUGCCGGGUCUGCCCGAAAGAUCACGGCCCCUCGAACGCCAGCUAACUAUCAAUAUUUGCCCCCGGUGUCGGCAAAUAAUGAGGUGCUUAGCGUAAUCGACAAAAAGGCCCAUCAGUUGUCUGGACUUCUGUCAAACUGUUUGACUUCGAAAGGGGUGCAGCGGUUUACGGUCGAGCAGAGUAGAACCAUUCAAGUUGGCACGAUCAGUGUUCAGAUGGGUGACGAUAACAGUUAUGUAAAUCCCGCUGAAAACGUAGAGAAGCUUUUUGGCGAUGAAGCUCUUCGCGUUCGUCCCGGUUCAGACUUCGAUGUAUUCUGGCCAAUGAGGCGAGGUCGACUAAAUCUUCACAAGGGUAUAGGCGGUUCUUUGACGGCAGCCCUGCAUGACCUUAAAGACAUUUGGGACUGGGCAAUUCGGGAGCACCUAAGCACAACCCCCGAAGGAAAAAGUGCGAUACUGAUCGUGAGCGACGUUUAUGUAGCUGAGCAUGUAAAAAGAAUAGUAGACUUGCUCUUCCUUGAGCUGGGUUUUCAACGACUUUUUGUCCACGUUGAGAGCGUGUGCGCCGCUUUUGGCUCGGGAAUGGCAUCCGCCUGUGUUGUCGACGUUGGAGAUCAGAAAACUUUAAUCACAUGCGUCGACGACGGAAUCUCCCUCAAGCAGACAAGACUGCUCAUGGAGUUUGGAGGGGCGGAUCUCACACAAUUGAUGAAGUAUCUUUUUAAGGAGAAAAUGCCCUGGGGCGUUUACAAACCAGAUUCCAUUUACGACUCCCGUCUACUCGAUCGUCUCAAGCAAUCUUUUUGCCACCUGAACUUAGAUCACUGUGGGGAGAUUGAAGGACGGUUCAUGCAUUCGCCUCCGGGGGACACGCCAAGGGAAUUUUCUCUGAGUGUCGCUGAAGAGGCGAUGAUUACUGUUCUCGGUGCGUUUUCUCCAGAUAUGCUUGCUUUAACGGGGCCCAAGCGCAGCCAUUUGCAUGCUCCGCAGGUUUGCGAUCCUCAGGACCCUCACGAUGACCUGUAUAUUCUACAAACUCAGCGAAAACGUGGCGAUGCCGAAUUUGACGAAGGUGAUGACGAGGACGGCCUUCCAACUGAACUUAAGGACCCCAUAAGGCUUGAGACUAUACCGAUUCCCCAGGUUCUUGGAAUCGAUGUCGCUAUCUUACAAUCGGUGGACCGUUGCGAAUCGGAAGACGUCAAACGAAAGAUGCUCUCACAGCUACUUUUAGUCGGGGGAGGAUUGUCUUACUUUCCAGGAGUUGCCACCUGGCUACGCAACCGUCUCGCUGUACAAAUGCCAAAAGCACUUCAAGGUGAGCCAAUUGAGAUUGUGACUCGAGCAAAGGAACUCCCGCCUGAUUCGUGCGUAUGGCGAGGUGCCAACAUAAUGAGUCAACUGGAUACUAGUCACGAAUUAUGGAUUUCAGCGGCCGACUGGCGCCGCUACGGAAGCAAAGUUUUACGUGAACGAUCAGUCUUCGGAUGGUGAUAAUUGCAAGAUUUAGAGUUAAAUGGUCUAUGUUUAUAAGUUCAAUCCGGUAAAACGUAUUUAUAUAUUCGAUAUACGUAUUUCGACCUUAAUGUUUUUUUUUUUUGGAUAUUCGUUUUACUUUUAGUUUUUGACGUUGAAUAUCAUAAACUGGCCGUUAAUUUUUCUUCGUUCAAUCCCUUGUCCAUUACAUUGUAAAUCUUGGCCAGCUUGAGCGCUUUCCAGGUAUUCGUAGCCCAGUACAGAUCUGGGUCGCACAUAGCCCAAACAGGCUGGGGCAUAUUUCACGACAAAGGAGUCAGACAACUCCAGCAUUUUCCUUGUCAUUUUCCUCCAUAUGCAAAUGUCGUUUUAUUGCUAUCUGUUGUAAGAUAUCAUCCUGAAGAUGAGCACUAUCUCGAUAUUCGUAGUAAUGUAGCUAUGAGACUACCGAAAAGUGCUUGUAUGUAAAUUUUAGAAAUGCGAAUUGUCAUGAAUAAA
Molecule: messenger RNA, 2413 nt
Organism: Varroa destructor (honeybee mite)
Lineage: Eukaryota; Metazoa; Arthropoda; Arachnida; Mesostigmata; Varroidae
Gene: Arp8
Product: Actin-related protein 8
Source: RefSeq, a predicted model, not a curated record